AUGGAGGACCAAAGACUCAAGGCUCUCGUCAAUGAAUCAAUUAAAGAGGUGAAAGAGUCCUUUUCCAAGGAUAUUGCAGAUAUUCGCCAUAUGUUACUGGAGGUUUCCGAAAAGCUCGUUUCGGCAAGAUCUCAAACUCGAGAUCCAACAAUGGAUGUUGCUCGUCCUCAUCACGGGAAAGACACUCCUGAAGUUCCCACACUCCGUCAUAGGCCGGCUCCGGUGGAACUAGGACGAUUUUGUGGUGAAAAUCCGGAGGCGUGGAUCUUCCAAGCUGAACGCUACUUUGAUUUUUACGGAAUCGCAGAAACGCACAAGCUAACCUUAGCAUCUUUUUAUCUCGACGGUGAAGCUCUGGAGUGGUACCGAUGGUUAUUCAGGAACAAACAAUUAGUAGGAUGGGAUCAUUUUGCUGAGAAGGCACGAAUAUUUUUCAAGAAAAAGGGGCUUGAAUCAGCAGAGGGACGUUUGGCAAAGCUCCAACAGGUGACUACCGUAUCUGAAUUUCAAGGGAGGUUUGAGGCAAUUGCAAAUUAA
Molecule: messenger RNA, 537 nt
Organism: Solanum dulcamara
Lineage: Eukaryota; Viridiplantae; Streptophyta; Magnoliopsida; Solanales; Solanaceae
Exons: 1
Coding region: 1-537 (178 amino acids)
Source: RefSeq, a predicted model, not a curated record